UGCCCGGCCCGCGCCCAGCGCCCCGCGCCGCCUGCCGGGCCCUGCGGCCUCCGCCCGCCGCUUCCUCGGCGCGUCUGGGCGAGCCAUGGCGCUCAACAAUUUCCUCUUCGCACAGUGCGUCUGCUACUUCCUGGCCUUCCUCUUCAGCUUCGUGGUGGUGGUGCCGCUGUCCGAGAACGGCCACGACUUCCGCGGCCGCUGCCUGCUCUUCACCGAGGGCAUGUGGCUGAGCGCCAACCUGACGGUGCAGGAGCGCGAGCGCUUCACGGUGCAGGAGUGGGGCCCGCCGGCCGCCUGCCGCUUCAGCCUGCUCGCCAGCCUCCUCUCGCUGCUGCUCGCCGCCGCGCACGCCUGGCGCACGCUCUUCUUCCUCUGCAAGGGACACGAGGGCUCCUUCCUCUAUGCCUUUCUGAACCUCCUGGUCAGCGCCUCCGUGGUCUUCCUCGUCUUCAUUGCCAGCACCAUCGUGAGCGUGGGCUUCACCAUGUGGUGUGACGCCAUCACCGAGAAGGGCACUGUGCCCCACAGCUGUGAAGAGCUCCAGGACAUCAAUUUGGAGCUGAGCGUGGACAACUCUGCCUUCUAUGACCAGUUUGCCAUCGCCCAGUUUGGCCUCUGGGCCUCGUGGCUGGCCUGGCUGGCCAUCACCAUCCUGGCUUUCCUGAAAGUCUACCACAACUACCGCCAGGAGGACCUGCUGGACAACCUGGUCCACGAGAAGGAGCUGCUCCUGGCCAGGCCGACCCCCCGUGCCUCCUUCCAGGAGGAGAAGAGUGCUGUCAUCUAGGAUGCCCCCCACCCCGCCCAGGGCUCACGGCCCGACCCAGGGGAGGAGCUGGGGACUGUGCCUGGCCCGGCUUUGCCCCUCGCCUUGCAUGUUUCCCUUUGGCUCUGUGUGACGUGAGUGACCCCGCUCACCCAAGCACCCCAUUCCCACCUUGAGUGUGGCAGUUGACUAGGGUGGGCGCCAGCCCUCACACAGGGACACACAGAGACCGUGGGACCCCCUCCGGGCCUCAUGCACAUGCAGCACCCCUGUCCCGGGGGCACUGGCCGGGCGAGCCUGGGCGGGGGGCAUCCACCCUCUUGGAUGCCUCUGGCCAUAGGGCUUGCAGGUCAUGCCUCAGCUGGACGCUGUCUCCAUCUGCUUGCCCAGGUGUGAUUCUGUGCCCGAUCCUGUGGCAGCAGCCCAUGUCCCCAGAGUGACCCCAACCCACGAUGGCCACUCAUCAGUCUUGUCCUUUGCUCCUGAGCAAUGUGUGGGGCCUGGGAGCAGGGGUCCAAUGGCAGAAAGGAGCUGCCCUGCCCUGUGUGGCCCGCCUUCUGGCCCCGCGCUUCCGCCACCCCCACCGCAGGGCUGAGUUCCCUGUGCUCAGGCACUGUGGCCCCAGGUGGCCAGGCGGGUCUCAGCAUCCAAAGCACAGGGCCAGUGGUGUUGCCCGCAGUCAGGUGGUGGCUGUGCGGGCGUCCUGGCAAGUGGCUGUGGUGUCAGAGCUGGGAGCUGGUGCCUGGUGCCCCAGGACUGGCUGGGGGAGCCCCGCAUGGCCCUGCCUGGAGGGGCACAGUGUGGGGAGGUGGGGACAUGGGCUGGGGGGUGCCCCACUUCCUAUGGAGGGAGGGAUGGGGCAGGUGCCACUGCAAGUGUCUGCAUGUGUGUGUGAGUGCAUGUGAGGGCGUGGAAGUGUAUGUGUGAUAUGAGUGUGCACAUGUGGAAGUCUGCAUGGGGAAGGUGUGAGCGUGUGAAUGUGAGUGUGCAGUUGUAUGUGAGCACACAUGUACAAGUGUGAGUGUGCUUGUGCACGUAUGCACAAACAUACAAGUGUGUGAGCAAGCUGUGUGUGAGUAUGCAUGUGCACGAGCGUGAGUGUGAACAUGAGUGUGCACAAGAAUGUGGGUAUGUGCACGUGAGCGUGCAUAUGCGUAAGUGUGAGUAUGGGUGGGAAUGUGUGUGUGCACAAGUGAGUGUGAACGUAUACGUGUGAGUGUGUGUGCACCGGAAGGUGUGAGCAGAGAUCAGAGCGGGGGAGGACACAGCAGCUCCUUGGUACCUUCGCCCACUGGGAUGUCCCCAGUACCCCUGGCACCUCAGUGGAGGGGCUGCCUUCCCAUCUGAUGGCGUCCAAAGCACCAAGGCCCCCGAGGACACGACCCCAUCCACACGGAGGCAGGAAGAGGAGUUGGGGGUGGAAAUGGGACCCUAGAGCUCAGUGAUGAGCAACCUGGGGCUGCUUGGCUGUGGAUGCCCCUCUUCACAGGGCUCCCCGGCUUCUGCAACUGCACAUAGUCCCCCGAGUCCUGCCCAGGAGUGGGGCGCUCCUUCCCCCGGGCUCAGUGAGCCAUUCCCGUUUCCUGGGCUGACCCUCCAGGAAAGGAGAGACCUGGCUCCCCAUGUCCGUGCCUUGUGCUGCCAGAGGCCGUUUUGGUGUCCCACGUGGCGGGCACAGGGUCUCCAGAGGCCGUGGAUCUGGGUCUGGAUCGAGGUGCGGAGUGGGGCAGGGAGCCUGGGCCAGGGAGGGGCGCCUGCAGGUCGCCUGUACAGACGCUGCCCAGCUGGCACCUGUCAGUGGGGGAGACCGGGGCCAGGUGGGUGAAGGCCGGCAUUGCAGAGGCACUCCGGCCCCAGGACCUGGCUGAGAACGCCAGGCAGAGCGGCUGGCCGGUCCUUGGGGGAGUUGUGUUGGCUCAAGAUCUGCUCUCACCAGGUGCUUGCGCAUAGGCUGUGGGGACCCUCUCCGGCCCCGGAGAGUUCCGGUCUGUUGGCAGCAACCAGCCAGGCCCUGGGAAGGACGAGCAGGGUCAGGCCGUGGACUUCUAGAGCCUGAGGGUCCACAGCAGAUUUGGGUGUGCCCUUCGCAGCUGCCAUGCAUGGGUUGCUGGGAGCCGGUGUGGGGUGCCCCUCGCUCAGGCUGGCAGAGAUGUGCGUCCACAUGCACCUCUAAGGGUCACCUGCAGAGCGGGGCUCGUCGCUGGCAUGGACCUAUCUGACUGGCGGCACCUCCAGAUGUCUGUGCCCGGGGGCUUCCUGGGAGAGGGUAGUGGGACCGCGCUGUGUGCCCUGCAGGGGGCGGGGGCGGGGGCCGGCCCCGGGCUUCCUGAGACGGGACCACAGGAUCGCCUCUGCGGUGCUGCCUUGCUUCUCCCGGCUGCUGUUGGAUGACGCAUCUUCGUUUUCAUUCUACUUCUGACGAAAUUGAAAGUAAUGAUUCUUCCACUUAAGUGUAUCUAUUUCUCAAAGUCAAAAUAAACACAGAGGUCCUGA
Molecule: messenger RNA, 3259 nt
Organism: Zalophus californianus (California sea lion)
Lineage: Eukaryota; Metazoa; Chordata; Mammalia; Carnivora; Otariidae
Gene: TMEM179
Product: transmembrane protein 179
Exons: 4
Coding region: 86-787 (233 amino acids)
Source: RefSeq, a predicted model, not a curated record